AGACUUGUUGGGGUUGCCUUUUAUAUCGUUGAUAAUAAAAAAAACCUGUUCGUUAAAAACUACUACCAAAUUAUCAAAUCAUUUUUUGUUUAAAUGACUAUUGAUUUUUUCAGUAUUUGUUAUCUCAACAUUGUUGUAUAGAUAUUUAUUUUACCAAAUAUACUUAUAUUCGUACCAAUUCGUUGGACAUGAUGAUGACUCGAUUAUUUCUCUGGCUAAACAAUAAUUAUAACUUUAUAAAUAAAUAGCUCUGAGAAAUUUGUCAGUAUUCGAAAAGUGGUAGAGCAAGCAAGUAUGGAACGUUGGCAAAAUAAAGUAGCUGUGGUAACGGGUGCCGGUUCAGGCAUAGGUGCCGCCACUUCUAAAGUUCUCGUGGAUGAAGGCAUGAUUGUUGUAGGUUUUGACAUACGUUUGGAUAGCAUGGAAACGAAAGUUAAGCCUACAAUGGCAGCUGAUAAACAGCACAAUUUCCAUUAUUACAAAUGUAAUGUGGGAGACGAGGAGAGUGUUAAGGAGGCUUUUAAAUGGGUGGAAGAGCAAUUUGGUGGCGUAGAUGUUUUAAUUAAUAACGCUGGUCUUAUAAGAACAAGCAGUAUAUUGGCUGAGAACAAUUCACAAGAUCUUAAAGAUAUUAUUAAUGUUAAUGUAAUGGGUGUUGCUUGGUGUACACGAGAAGCAUUUCAUUCAAUGAAAAAACGUCAAGUCGAUGGUCAUGUUAUUCUCAUUAACAGUCUAGCUGGACACAAAGUUCCACUUUUGCCUGGUAUGAGUUUUAGCAUUUAUUCACCCUCGAAACAUGCUGUUACUGCCAUGACUGAGGUAUUUAGGCAAGAAUUUAAAGCUGAAAAGACUAAAAUUAAAGUAACUAGCAUUAGUCCAGGUGGUGUUAAUACCAAUAUAAUGGGCAAGGAUUACACAAUGCCUGAUGAUAUACCCAUUUUACAACCUGAAGAUUUGGCUGAUGCUAUUUUGUUUAGUUUAAAAACCCCACCUCAUGUACAAAUUCAUGAAUUAACUAUUAGGUCGGUGGGUGAAUUAGUUUAAUGUUUAUUUAUUAUUUAUAUUACAAUUCUUUUUAAGGAAUUAGAAAAUUGUUUGUUAAAAAAA
Messenger RNA from Lucilia sericata (common green bottle fly), 1107 nucleotides. Its product is annotated as farnesol dehydrogenase-like. The transcript is spliced from 2 exons. The record is from RefSeq and is a predicted model, not a curated record. The coding region runs from base 295 to 1044 and encodes 249 amino acids. Lineage: Eukaryota; Metazoa; Arthropoda; Insecta; Diptera; Calliphoridae.